AUGGCACAGGCAGCUGAAUUGCUUUAUCCUAGCUUAGUUGUUUUUGGCGCUUCAGGUCCUAUGGGACGUCUUCUGGUACAACAGGCGCUACAAAAGGGUCAUCUUGUAACUGCUGUUGUUAGAAGUCCAGAGAAAUUCGACAUCAAGUAUGUUUAUGUUUGUACGAAUGUUAUUUUCAUUCAUAUGUUCCUGCCCGAUGUUCGCAGAUGUUGCAGCAUGUUUUGUUUUGUUUUUUUUCGUUGUAACUUCUGGAGUAGGUUAAGAUAUAUGUAUGAUAAAACAUCGUAAAAGCUUAUUUAUUUAUCAAACACCCAGAACGAACCUCAGUUAUUUAAAAAAAACGGAAAGACGAGUGAUGUACAUGUUUACUUUUGUGGGAUUGUGCAUAUUAAGCUUUAGUAAAUAACGUACACUUAUUCUUCCCAAUUUUCUUAAGUAAAGGUCAGAGACGAUUUUGCUAAUUAUUUUGAAACUGCUCUAUUUUGUUUUUACCUAAUAAUUAUGGCAUGCCUCUGCUUUAAUCUCGACUCUUCUUUAGAAAAAAAGGACAUACAUGUCGACUGCAUCUUUGCUCGUCUAGUUGAAUUUGCAUAAUUCUUGUUCGGUUUUCCCAAUACCUGCGAUAACACACUCUUGAAAGUCACGCAAAGUGUGGAAAGGCAUAUGCCCUAUUUUCAAUCGUCACGCACUUGGAGUGAAUGCAUGUGAACGUCGUGGAAACUUAAAAAGCUGGUUAUUAAAACGAAGUCAAACUUGACCACAGUUAAACACACAUUUUAUGUAGACUCUUCUCAGUUGUCGUUGUUAAUUCUUCAGAUCUGGUUAAUGAACAAAAAACAUUUGAAACAACAGACACUUCGCACAGCAGCGCAUGAAAUUUGCUCUUUCAUCGGAGACUUUCCAUUUAUUUUCUAUUUCUUUUUUUUUUUUUGGCAUUUUUUAGACAUGAAAAGCUGGAUAUAAUCAAAGGGGAUAUAUUCAACUCAGAGUCCUUGGUUCCUGUCCUUGAAGGCAAAGAUGCUGUGUUAUCAUGCCUUGGUGCCCAUGGAACAAGUGUCUUUCGACACACAACAUUAUACUCAGAGUCAAUGAAGUCAAUAAUGUCUGCCAUGGAAAAGUAAGUGUCUUGUCCAGUGCUCUCUUGUAACACUGCUGCUUUCUUCUUUUUACAGAGUAAGGGUUGUUCUGAUGGUCCUGAAGGUGACUUCGCCCAUAUGUAGGUUAACUUUGCUCUUGGUUCUCCACCUUACCCCAACAGUUUUUCUUUGGGUAUUCUAGCUUACCCCUCUACCUAAACUAACUCUACCUUAAUUAACUGUGUGAUUUUCAAAUUCCAGCUUGAUCAGCGAGGACAAAGAAUCCAUUUUUAGAUUUGCUAAUGCUGAAUAUAACUAUUUUAAACUCAGUAUAAUAACGUUAACAGCAAUUUAUCAUCAAAAUUUGGUUCUUAAGCAAAGAAAAUAAAUUGACAUUUUAUUGCAUCUUCCUUCUACAGACAUUUUUAGUUUAGAACAUCCCUAACUUUAACCCACCACCCCCUGUAGCAGCUUUAGCUGGUUCCAAAGGUAUAGAGCUUUAUUCCCUUAAAGAGCUUUAAAGGCUAACUGACGAACAUUUCCGUUGAACCAUUGACCUAAUAUUUCUGACUUAUAUUAUGUGGAGCUUAAUGACAAACAGUAUUUGGAAAAACCCAAACAGUAACAUAGAGCGGCUUAGAAAAGCGAAUUUAACAGUGGUGAGAGACACCCAAUUUAAUCAACCAUCCACUUCACUCCACCCUAAAGAGGUGUAAAGCCGCCUUACAGGGUUACCGCGUGAAAAGAGGUGAUGUAUAAUACAGGUAAAAUCCUGGACUCAACGCAAACACUGGACGUUAAGUUAAGCUACAAUGGAGAUCAAAGAACUUGGGAAAGGUGGUGAAAUUCUUCCAAGUAAUUGUUACAUAGAACGCUGCUCCUAGUGACAAUUCUUUAAUCAGUCUUGUUUUCUUUCCUUCUUCUCUCCCACUCCCGCUAUGGAAUGGUACGCCCACUGACAGGACUCAUUUCCACCCAUUUGCUGCUGGGGUGGGAGAGGGGAGGUUGACAGUUUUACUAAUAUCACAGGCAAGGUCUCAACACUUAUUACCUCCAUCGUAGGUUUACUUAAUUUGCAAUCGAAAUUACAGCCUCGCCUGUUGGCUAAGACUGUGUUUACUCAACAGGAGUAAACUUCAGAGAAUAGUGUGUGUCACUUCGUGGUGCACCAGGAAGGAAGCAGGAAAUCCCAAAACUGUUGAGUGGCUUUUAAAGCCUGUGGCAAUAGCUGGGUUCAUUCAUGAUAUGGCUUUGAUGGAAAGCAUACUUAUGGAGUCAGGCCUGUGCUACACCGUGGUCCGUCCACCAGGACUGAAUAACAGUAAGCAUGGGAAAUUGUUGAGGCGUCUUUCUGUUAAUGUUAUACGCAAACUUACAAGGCAGAUUUUCACUAACGACGGAGUCACACUUGGAGUUAGUGAAUCAAAUAACCGACGCCGCAUAUAGCUACGUCGCUUAGUUCCUAUAGUCAACUAGCUUCGGAGUUAGGCAGUCUUUUUGCCUUGUCAGUGCUAAGUCUGAUUUCUAGUUCUCUGUAAGUGAACCACUCGCGGUACGCUCCAGGUUUUUUAAGCCGAGAACGCCAACGCUAAGGACAGACUAGAUAGGCUGCGAAGAGUCGCCGGAAAAAACAGUAACCAUCGACCCAGUUUUCAUAAUUUAUUGAGUUUGCUUGUAACUUAUUUUUAUAGACGAGAUCUACGUGUACGCCUUUGAUCACAUUAACCUAUUUUGCUUUUUCUCUUUUUUCAUAAAUAUAAAGUAUUCCCAGUUGCUUCAUACAGUCGCAAUGGUAAGGUUUGUCGUUCUCUUUAACACUGAAUUUGCACCCUAUUCAUGUAUUGUGGUUUCUUUCAUGCAGAUCCAGCUAAAGGCGACUACACAGUGGUAGAGGGUCAGUUUGUUCCCAAAGCUCCAAUGUUCAUACCACGAGCCGAUGUUGCAAAUUACAUGUUAUCGUCACUCCAAAGGAAUGACUGGGACAGGAAGUGCAUGGCCAUUGGCGGGAAGGCGUGA
Porites evermanni is the source of this 3092-nucleotide messenger RNA. The record is from the annotation of a GenBank genome assembly. NCBI's taxonomy places the organism in Eukaryota, Metazoa, Cnidaria, Anthozoa, Scleractinia, Poritidae.